AAUUCUUCUUCAUCGGGAUAGGGAUUCCGGAGAGAAUCCAAAGCCCGGCAGAAAGCUUGCAGAAUCGGACUUGGUGGUGAAAAAAAAGAGGGGGGAAGGCAGUGAGUUCGGGUAGUCGCUCUCAUGAAUAGAGGAACUGUCCGCUAAUCAGCGGAUCCGUCCGGCACCGAGCAAAGCAAAACAUCACCACCAAGUGCAACUCCGCGCACUGCGCUGAGCACCGAGGAGGCCUCUGAUUCGGAGAACGCACUGUUCCCCAUCCACUGGAUAAUCAUGACAGCCCAUAUGCACAGACAGCUCUUGGAACGUACCCUGUUCACCACGCUGAAGAACAUGCAGCUCAGACCGGUGAAGCGCAUGAAUUUCCAGUUCGACCCGUUUCACCCGCAAGUCUCUUCAAUCCGGGACUGUUUGUUUCACAUGAACGGCGAGAAGCUUCGACUUACCAAUCCUUCUUGUUCCAUGAAGACAGAGAUCGUCUGUGAUCGUUCGCCACCGAGGAUCGAUUUACUUCUGAAUGAAGGACAGCGUUAUCGAAUACUCACCGAAAACCUCACAUUGUUGGAAGUGGUUCAGCAGCUGGAUAAGAUCUGCCGACAAUUCGACCCGAAAAAAGAAGAGGAGUCGAGACUCUGAUUUGAGGCGGUACACAGGGAGCAAUCGACCGCGGAUAGAGCCAAAAUAAAAUAUAGCAGCCCUAUCAG
Galendromus occidentalis (western predatory mite) is the source of this 704-nucleotide messenger RNA. It is a transcript of the gene mRpL53, whose product is annotated as mitochondrial ribosomal protein L53. Lineage: Eukaryota; Metazoa; Arthropoda; Arachnida; Mesostigmata; Phytoseiidae. The record is from RefSeq and is a predicted model, not a curated record. Bases 274 to 636 code for a protein of 120 amino acids. Gene Ontology annotation, cellular component: mitochondrial large ribosomal subunit. The transcript is spliced from 3 exons.